UUGUAACCCUGCGGAAAUAUCGGCCACGAACCUGUGGCCCAGCAGACUUUCCAUCCUCACUGCUGCGGAGGCGUUGAAGGCGAUCAAUUAUGACGGGCGCAGCGUCUUUGGAAAAGCUGCUGUUCCAUGCGAUUCGUUCUUCGCCCCGGCUUCCACUUACGUCAUUGAGAGGCUCUUCACGGAUCCGCCGUGUCCACUCCACCACAGGCAAUUGCGCGCCGAGCACAUCUUUGAGCAUUCGCUGGACGGCAUGUAGGCAGGGGCGCCUCUCGCAGGCCCGUUCCUGCUUUCCUUCCUCCCAGCCCCCUGCCCUCGUCCACAGCCGGAGGACAUUUUCUUCGUCGCCUGUCCCGCUCCACGGCCAUCUGACCCCUCCAAAGCCCGGCCAAGAACGCAAGGUCACCUUCAUAGACAAAGAAGGCCAGUCGCACACGCUUGAAGUUUCUGACGGCGACAACCUCCUCGACAUCGCACAAGCAAACGACCUGGAAAUGGAAGGUGCGUGUGGCGGUUCCUGUGCCUGCUCCACCUGCCACGUUAUAGUUGAAUCCGAUCACUAUGACCUCAUGACCGAGCCCGACGACGAUGAGAAUGACAUGCUCGAUUUGGCUUUUGGGUUGACUGAGACGAGUAGAUUAGGGUGUCAGGUGAAAAUGGCGAAGGAGUUGGACGGCUUGGUCGUACGGCUGCCGAGCAUGACCAGGAAUAUGCAAGCUAGUGACUUUGAGAGCAAAUGAGGGUAAGCGUGUUGAUGUUGUUUAACGCCGGGUGCAUGCUGAGAACGAUGAAGUGCGAACAUCUCAAUGCUGUUUCGGUGGCAUUUUGUAUGAUAUGGGACAAUCUCCACGGAGGUGUGGGUCGGCGCAA
Messenger RNA from Lindgomyces ingoldianus, 867 nucleotides. RefSeq names its product ferredoxin. Gene Ontology annotation, molecular function: 2 iron, 2 sulfur cluster binding. Gene Ontology annotation, biological process: positive regulation of oxidoreductase activity; P450-containing electron transport chain. NCBI's taxonomy places the organism in Eukaryota, Fungi, Ascomycota, Dothideomycetes, Pleosporales, Lindgomycetaceae. The coding region runs from base 90 to 737 and encodes 215 amino acids. Gene Ontology annotation, cellular component: mitochondrion. The record is from RefSeq and is a predicted model, not a curated record. The transcript is spliced from 2 exons.